AUGGUUCAGUAUUUCGCUGUUUUCCUGACUCUCUCCUUUUUUGGCAGCUCACUGGGAACAACCACCUCACCUCAGCAACAAAACGCCUCAAAGUUAAAAGACUUAUGCCAGGUAAGAAAUGCAUAAAGAUAUAAAAAGGAGCACUGAGCCGUAGAUUAGGUGCCCCAAGAAACUGUUUUAUUACUCUCACGUCGUUAUGAUCACUUACUAAAUAGUACCCGUUAAAAUUGUAUGGCAGUUUAUUUAAAAGUCCUCGCUUCAGUAUGAUUUUUCCUCGAAAACCUUAAGCCUGUCUAUUGUUAGCUUUUACUGAUUCCAACCAAGUCCAUUCGAGGUGAGAUAACGCUUUAAAUAGGAUUAUGAUGUCCAAGGUCCAUUCCGUGCCUCGAAAACAAGGGAGACGACCGGCGGGUAUAGAGUUUGUUUAUUUUGGUGCGGAAUCAUUGUUUGCAAGAGAGCUAUGGGCGUGUAUGAACGGAAUUAUAAUCUUAAUUAUUCCUGGUACAUGGAUUUUCAUUAGAAAAAUGGUAUUCCAGAGAAAGAGCAAUGCUUCCCCUAUCAAUCUGUGAAAUAAAAUUCUGGGGCAAUUUAAACUGCGAGUUUUUACAGCUGAAAACAUUUACGAAACUCGCGUGAUUUACGACCUUUGAACUUGCAGUGUUUUUGAUGAACACAAGCAGGAACUUUUUACACAGCAUUCGAAACUCUGGCGGAAAUUCGCCCCUUUUCCGCCAGUUUAAACACCAGAAAUGAUUUUAGAUUUCACAGUGGUAACUUUUCAAAAGGAAAAACAACUUUAUUGCGCGGAAGUGAGCUAUGAACUUCUUGACUACAACACUUCCCUUACGUGCGUAUUUGUUUACUUUUGCCGUAUUUGUAACAGUAAUCAUUUAUGUCGAAACUGCUUUAGUGUCGGUAGCUAUUCUUUAAAAUGCUCUCAUUUCUCAUGAACCCAAUCGUUACAGUUUUAAAAAAAGGAAAACACUUUGACCUACCUCACAUUAUUUGACAACGGACCCGAAUCCUUUACUCCCUUAAGCGAAACGAGAUUGCCUGACAAAGAACUUUGAGACCCAGGAAAACAGUACCCUGCUAGCAGAGUCGCUUCAACCUUACCUAGAUAAGUCGGGAAAGAGGAAGCGACUCUGCCGACAUCUUCAAGUUCCUUUGAUCUGCCGAUCCUCCAGCUUUUUGGAUGAGUCAGACAAGUUUUAUACUGGAAAAAACCGGUUUUAUCUGUGCACGCACGCAUAUUCUGGAAUUUUGCUGACUCUUUCUGCGCCCACGGUCCAUAGAAAAAGAAAUAGCUGCCGCUUCAAUUUCAUGCGGGAAUUUUGAUAAAAUUAUAGAUUGAACGUUCAGUUUUAGAAAAUUGGAAAAUGUACCCAGAUUCGAGAUGGAUUUUGUUUUGGAUUUAACCAUGUACUUAGCCGAUUUAACUUGCGUGAACGGAUCCACAAUCCAGUAAGUGUUACGCGAAGUUUUUGGAAGGAUAAACAAAUGGGUUUUGAAUAAAAAUAUUUAAGAAAUAAUGUCUAUGCUGAUUCUUCUGUGUUUGCCAUAACAUUAAUUCAAAAUAAGAUCAUGAGGCUACAGAAUCCAUGUUGCAUUUAAAUGAUCGAUGCUUUUACAGCUUUUUGUGGAUAACACCCGACUUGCGAUGCCAAAAACGUCUUUAUAAUUCGUAUUUUUCUACGACGUCAAUCAAAAUCUCGAGAAGCGGCGCUUUCUUCGCUUUCUCGCCUUUUAUACAUCUUAGCGAACCUCUUAGGAGACACAAGUUCGUCGUUCGUGAUUUGUGAUUGGUGGAUUUCGAUUCGUUUUGUGUGUUUCUGUGUUUCAAGGUUAGAUGCUUUGUUUUUGAAAAGCACCGUAAGUUUGGGGUCGUUUUACUUUAGCUAUAAGAUUUUUUUAUCUUCUUUACACUGAAACAUGGCAAGUUUAGAUGCCAAAGGUGAAAUUGUUCCUAUAGAGCUUCCAGAUCCAGAGGAAACACGGCUACGGAAGGGUGAAAACGAACCGGUACGUUCCCGCUAACAUUUACAUUUGCUGACAAACACAGUGGAUGCUACGGUAACGGUUUGAUUGACGUCGCAGAAAAAUUUGAAUUUGGAGCAUGCUCAAUAUGAAUUGUCGAGGAUGUCGGCAGAGGUUCCUUCCUCUGCCCGACUUAUCUAAGAAGAUCGAAGGAGACUCUGUUCGCAGGGUAGGAAAAACGCGAAGACAGAUCUCAUUCUGAAAAAGAAACUCGCGUGGCACCUUCUGUAGCUAUAAAAGCGAAACAUUUAAAUAAUCAAUAUCCUUAGUUUUCCACAAGAGACUAUGAAGUGGUGGGCCCUUAUAGUCUCUUAUUUUACAUAAACUUCUGCUGAAAAAAGCGCUAAAUCGUAGUCUGAAAUGUCAUCCGAGAAAAGGGGGGGGGGGGUCUUAUUAGGGAGAGGGGGCUUAUUUCAGGGGAGGGGCUUAACAGAGGGUUUACGUUAUAUUUUACUUUUAUUGGGGUCCAGAAAAUCGAUCUUUAUAUAAAGACCUUAGUUCCAUAGACGUUUUUUAUAUAAGGAUUCCACUGUAUAAGGGCCGGCCUACCCCUUCAUAGUCUUUUGACGAAAAAAAUAUUUUUUUAGUGUUACAUUUGAAGGGUCACUCUAGCGGAUAAGUCAAGGAAACUAAAGAUUUUUAUUACUUACACGUUUCGCUUUUAUAGUUACAGAAGGUGGCGUGAGUUUGUUUUUUAGAAUGGUAUCUGUCUUUGAGGUAUAAACUGGGUCUCUUAGUUCUUUAUCAUGCAAUCUCUCGUUUCGCUAAAGGAAGAACACUGUAAAGGAUUCGGGUCUGUUGUCAAAAAAGUCAAAAAAUGAGAGGUAGGUCAAAAUGUUUUCCUUUUUAUAGCUAUAACGAUUUGUUUCAUGAGAAAUGAGAACGUUUUAGAGAAUAGCUAUCGACACUAAAGCCGUUUUGUACGUAAAUGAUACCUGUUACAAGGGGUAAAAGUAAACAUUUACGCAUGUAAGGAAAGUGUUGUUGUCAAGAAGUUCAUAGCUCACUUCCGCACAAUAGAACGCGUUUCCUUUUGAAAACUUACCACUGUGCAGUCUAGAAUCGUUUUGGUGUUUAAACUGGCGGAAAAAGGGCGAAUUUGCGCCAGAGUUUUAAAUGCUGUCUAAGUUCGCGCUUGUAUUCAUCAACUUGAUACCACUGCAAGUUCAAAGGUCGUAAAUGUGGUAAAAGUUUCGUAAAUGUUUUCAGCUGAAAAAACUCGCAGUUUAAAAUGCCCCAGAAUUUUAUUUCACAGAUUGAUAGGGGAAGCAUUGCUCUUUCUCUGGAAUACCAUUGUCUAAUGAAAACCAUGUACCAGGAAUGGAUUUUCGCUGUUGAAAAUUGGCAAAAUUGAUGGUUGCGAUAAUGCUGAUCUAGGGGGUAAUUAAAAAAAAAAAUAAACAAUCAGAUCUUUUGAAAUUAUAACAACCUUUAGAUACAAAGGAAGGAUAAUGAAAUUGUUUAAUAUAAGAAAAGUCAUGGUAUUAGUUUCCGUUUUCAUUCACGAAGCGAGGGUAUCAAGCACAUUUUUCGGUGGUUUUAACGCCUCUCGAAGGUGAAAAUUAAAACAAUUGAUUAUUUUGGAAAAUAUUAAGUCCAAGAACUGAGUCCUUUAUUUUCUAAAAUAGUUUCGGCAAAGGGCUUUGUUGUGACAAAGUUUGGGGGAUUUCAAUUUUUCCAUCUUGCACACUUAUCCAUGGUAUUUACAGAAAGUCGCUCUUAAAAGUCAUUUUUACUUUAAUUUCAGCGAUCUAUGAUGGGUUUCCCUGGUAUUCCAGGAUCAAAUGGUAUACCUGGAGUGCCAGGCGUCCCGGGCCCACACGGACCCCAGGGAAGGGAAGGAGUAAAAGGACAAAUUGGUGAUAAAGGAUCGCGAGGAAUGCAAGGUUUAAGAGGAGACAGGGGGCGCGAAGGGCCUCCUGGGAAGAGUGGACCCCGAGGAAUUAAGGGAAUGAAGGGUCAACAGGGUCUUCUGGGAAUGAAAGGAGAGCCAGGUAUUGUGGGAAAUCCAGGAAGAAAAGGGGUCAAAGGAGAGAAAGGAGAAAGCGCCAAAGCAAGUCAAGCAAGUGUAGUACCACAAACUAACUGGAAACAAUGUGUUUGGAAAUCACAGAGUAGCACUAAUAACGGAAAGAUUAAGGUAAAUACAAAUAAGAAUCAUAACACACUCCUAAGGAAAUCCAUUCCUUUUUGAAUUAAAAUAUUUCAAAGAAGAGUUGCCAACACAUUACAUAAAUAACUAAUUAAUAAUAAUAAUAAUAAUAAUUUUUUUAACGAGAAAAAAAAGCAAACAAACAAACAAAACAAACAAAAACAACAACAACAACAACAACAACAACAAAACACAAAAUGACAAACCCACAUCAUUUGUGAUAAAAUGAUUCCUGGCCAUAUGGAUAAGGACAACAAAAAUUGACGCUAUUACAGAGUUUUUAAACAUUAGGAAGUAAUCUUGACUGGAGUUGUUAGUUUCAAUCAUUACACACGGUUGAUCGCCUAACUACAAUAUGUUUGAUUUGUUUGCUUUUAUUCCAGGACGGUGCGUUUAACAAACUGCAGUCUAAUUCAGCGCUCGAAGUCUCAUUCCAGGGAAACAUGGGGGUCUAUGGAAGUAGUGAAAAGUGUAACCGAUGGUAUUUCAAGUUCAAUGGAAAUGAAUGCAGUGGACCAAUGACGAUUGAGGCUGUUGUUUACAACAACUGGCCAUCUGGGAACCCUCAUCUGCUGCAUCAUCGGUCAUUUGAGGGAUACUGUGAAAACAUCCCACAAGGGGCGGUCAGAGUGGAAUUAUGGGUAGGACAGUGUAGUGGUGGCUGGACCCUGGGUAAUGCUGACACUGGGUGGAAUUCAGUGUCCCGGAUAAUGAUUGAAGAAGUAUCUAGGCCCCAGUCCUAA
This is a messenger RNA of Porites evermanni, 4932 nucleotides long. Lineage: Eukaryota; Metazoa; Cnidaria; Anthozoa; Scleractinia; Poritidae. The record is from the annotation of a GenBank genome assembly.